AUGUUAUUGCCAGCUUGUAGAGAUCCUUCAGGUGCUGACAAGGUGAUGGGAGAACGUCGCCACAGUCUCAUCCUCCUUACAGCUCCAUUUCCAUGCUAUUUUGAACUCUCUAUUGGUGCGAGAGGUCCCGGGUUCGAUUCCCGGAGAAGCCCUUGA
Molecule: messenger RNA, 156 nt
Organism: Phycomyces blakesleeanus NRRL 1555(-)
Lineage: Eukaryota; Fungi; Mucoromycota; Mucoromycetes; Mucorales; Phycomycetaceae
Exons: 2
Coding region: 1-156 (51 amino acids)
Source: RefSeq, a predicted model, not a curated record